This is a messenger RNA of Paralichthys olivaceus (Japanese flounder), 1220 nucleotides long. The record is from RefSeq and is a predicted model, not a curated record. NCBI's taxonomy places the organism in Eukaryota, Metazoa, Chordata, Actinopteri, Pleuronectiformes, Paralichthyidae.
CCACAGGACUUUCUCCGUUCCAGUGUGUUUUUGGAUAUCAGCCACCCCUGUUUCCUGAGCUUGAGGAGGAGAUUACAGUUCCAUCUGCUCAGGCCUUGGUGCGCCGCUGCCAACUCACUUGGAGGAGAGCCUGGGCGGCGCUCCUCCGCACCUCCAGCAAAUACAAACGUGUGGCUGACAAGGGCCGUUCUCAAGCUCCACACUACAAGGUUGGCCAAAGAGUCUGGUUGUCAACCCAAGAUCUUCCUCUACGCCUGGAGUCCCGCAAGUUAGCACCCAGAUUCAUUGGUCCGUUCUCCAUCACGAAGGUGGUAAACCCUGUGGCGGUGCAGCUCGAGCUUCCUAGGWCUAUGAGGGUCCAUCCGACCUUCCAUGUGUCCAAGGUCAAACCCGUCAGGACCAGUCCGCUGGUUCCCCCCACCAGACCCCCUCCACCCCCCCAGGUCAUUGAUGGGGGGCCAACAUACGCUGUAAGGCGUCUUCUGGGGUCCCGCCGCAGGGGCCGUGGACUUCAGUACCUCGUGGACUGGGAGGGUUAUGGGCCAGAGGAGAGGUCCUGGGACUACCGUGUGAAUAUCUUCCUUCGUCAACAAUGGAAUGAUCCCAGGCUUGCCUAUGCUGAGUACCCAGAUGACUCUCUGGACUUGGACCCCUCUAUGUUAGACUCCAUAUGGAAACCAGAUCUAUUCUUUGCCAAUGAGAAGGGAGCCCACUUUCAUGAAGUCACUACAGACAACAAACUGCUCAGGAUAUUUAAGAAUGGAAAUGUUUUGUACUCUAUUAGACUAACAUUGACUCUUUCAUGUCCAAUGGAUCUAAAAAACUUCCCCAUGGAUGUUCAGACUUGUAUCAUGCAGCUGGAAAGCUUUGGUUACACAAUGAAUGACCUGAUCUUUGAGUGGCAGGAGAAUGGAUCGGUUCAAGUGGCCGAAGGCCUCACGCUCCCACAGUUCAUUCUUAAAGAUGAAUCAGACCUCAGAUACUGCACCAAGCACUACAACACAGGUAAAUUUACUUGUAUUGAGGUGCGAUUCCACCUGGAGCGACAGAUGGGGUACUAUCUGAUCCAGAUGUAUAUUCCUUCUCUGCUCAUUGUCAUUCUGUCCUGGGUCUCCUUCUGGAUCAACAUGGAUGCUGCCCCGGCCAGAGUGGCACUGGGUAUCACCACUGUCCUCACCAUGACAACACAGAGCUCAGGCUCCAGGACUUCACUGCCUAAG